Propithecus coquereli (Coquerel's sifaka) is the source of this 1391-nucleotide messenger RNA. RefSeq names its product ephrin type-A receptor 5-like. The record is from RefSeq and is a predicted model, not a curated record. Lineage: Eukaryota; Metazoa; Chordata; Mammalia; Primates; Indriidae. Gene Ontology annotation, molecular function: protein binding; ATP binding; transmembrane-ephrin receptor activity. Gene Ontology annotation, cellular component: neuron projection. Gene Ontology annotation, biological process: axon guidance; protein phosphorylation. The annotation marks the transcript as partial. The transcript is spliced from 12 exons.
GACCAAGAGACCAGCUACACAAUUAUCAAAUCUAAGGAGACAACUAUUACCGCAGAGGGCUUGAAACCAGCUUCGGUGUACGUCUUCCAAAUUCGAGCACGUACAGCAGCAGGCUAUGGUGUCUUCAGUCGAAGAUUUGAGUUUGAAACCAUCCCAGUGUUUGCAGCCUCCAGCGAUCAAAGCCAGAUUCCUAUAAUUGCUGUGUCUGUGACGGUGGGAGUCAUUUUGCUGGCAGUGGUUAUCGGCUUCCUCCUCAGUGGAAGUUGCUGCGAGUGUGGCUGUGGGAGGGCUUCUUCCCUGUGCGCUGUUGCCCAUCCAAGCCUAAUAUGGAACUACCUUGUAAAAGAUCCAGAAGAGGAAAAGAUGCAUUUUCAUAAUGGGCAUAUUAAACUGCCAGGAGUAAGAACUUAUAUCGAUCCACAUACCUAUGAGGAUCCCAAUCAAGCUGUCCAUGAAUUUGCCAAGGAGAUAGAAGCUUCAUGCAUCACCAUUGAAAGAGUUAUUGGAGCAGGUGAAUUUGGUGAAGUUUGUAGUGGACGUUUGAAAUUACCAGGAAAAAGAGAAUUACCUGUGGCUAUCAAAACCCUUAAAGUAGGCUAUACUGAAAAGCAACGCCGAGAUUUCCUGGGUGAAGCAAGUAUCAUGGGACAGUUUGAUCAUCCUAACAUAAUCCAUUUAGAAGGUGUUGUGACCAAAAGCAAACCAGUGAUGAUAGUGACAGAGUAUAUGGAGAAUGGCUCUUUAGACACAUUUUUAAAGAAAAACGACGGGCAGUUCACUGUGAUUCAGCUUGUCGGCAUGCUGAGAGGCAUCGCCGCAGGAAUGAAGUACCUUUCCGACAUGGGCUAUGUGCAUAGAGACCUUGCUGCUAGAAACAUCUUAAUCAACAGUAACCUUGUGUGCAAAGUGUCUGACUUUGGGCUUUCCAGGGUACUGGAAGAUGAUCCUGAGGCAGCCUAUACCACAAGGGGAGGCAAAAUUCCAAUCAGAUGGACUGCUCCAGAAGCAAUAGCUUUCCGAAAGUUUACCUCGGCCAGUGAUGUCUGGAGUUACGGAAUAGUGAUGUGGGAAGUUGUGUCUUAUGGAGAGAGGCCCUACUGGGAGAUGACCAAUCAAGACGCAGUCAGUUUUCUGUGCUUUCUUUUUCCUGCAGAUUUUAAUCCAGUAGUUUUAUUGCUACAUCUGCUGUCCCAGAUCUUGCUUAUGAGGCAGCAAGAAUAUUUGACUCCAAAAAGAUGUCAACCAGCUUUGGAUUUGAGACGGCUCGGAGUGACUCUUGUCGGUCACCAGAAGAAGAUCAUGAACAGCCUUCAAGAAAUGAAGGUGCAGCUGGUAAAUGGGAUGGUACCACUGUAACUUCAUGUUAACUUCCUCAAGCGAAUGAUUCUGCA